This is a messenger RNA of Bufo gargarizans (Asiatic toad), 3516 nucleotides long. RefSeq names its product protein sel-1 homolog 3-like. The transcript is spliced from 24 exons. NCBI's taxonomy places the organism in Eukaryota, Metazoa, Chordata, Amphibia, Anura, Bufonidae. The record is from RefSeq and is a predicted model, not a curated record. Gene Ontology annotation, molecular function: protein binding. The coding region runs from base 28 to 3288 and encodes 1086 amino acids.
GCGACAAGAAGAGGACAGGGAGGAAGAAUGCUGCCAGGUGUCCCCGCUCUCCUGCUGCUCUGCAUGGUUCCAUUAUUAUGCUUCACGAAGGAGACGACAUCUGUAACCAAACAAUCCGAACAAUACUUGAAUAACAAAGACUAUGUAGCUAUUGAGGAUUUGCCAAAAACCCUUGCCAAUGCAAAUAUUUCGGUAGAAUAUCUAUGCAGCGGUCCUUGCACAGUGCAUCUGGAUGUUGUGGCGUCCUCUGAAUUUAGAACGGGGAUUGUGGUCUUUAAAAAACUUUGGAAAAAUGAAAAAAAUCUCGAUCAACUACGGAGACGGUCAGUCGAAUUGAAGUUUCCAAGCAGCAUGGUCUACAGGGAUGACGUCUUAAUGAAGAACUCUAUAGAUAUCUACUUUGCAGUAGUUAGAGCUUGGGUUGUACACAAUCUGGAGGUAGGAACAGAAGUAAGACACAAUGAAUCCAUGUUCUAUGCAGCAGCUAAAACAUAUGCAGUGCUGGACAUUAAUCCUCCGCACCAACGACCAUACAAGGACCAUCAUAUCUGCAUGUCUUGGUUAUAUGAGCAUUUGCGGAGGUUGGAAGAUAAAGCAAUAUUCGUGUGUCCCGUGGAAUCAGAUGCAGUCAAGAUCCUUUCAUUUCCACUUGCAUCUGGCAAUGAACACAGUGGCCUUACCAAAAUUUUCGAGCCAUAUAAAAAUAGAGAUCUAGAGAGGAGGAGACGCCAGUUGGUCAAGUACUAUCCGAUGUUUACUCUUUCUAUCUGGAUAUAUUUGUUAGAUUAUUGUACCGGUAAGGAAUGUGGAAUAUUCCACCAUGUGGAUACUAAUAAGAUGUAUGCAUCACCACUUCUAUUUCUGACUAGUAAAGGUCAGAUCCAUGUUCAGCUGCAGCUCACAACAGGGGAUGAUAUUGCGACAAUGUCAAAGUUUUAUCUACCUCUACGUCAAUGGAUCCGGCUGGACGUCACAAUUUCAAGAAAAAUGAUAAUAUUAAACACCUUCCUUGGACGAGAGCUAGAAAGUUAUAACAGCCAUUCUUACAGUUUGGAUGAGGACAUCUAUUACGAUGAUACCGAUGGAUAUAUGUCCCUUGGAGGAAGCAAGUAUGUGGUCGGAAUUGAUGGAUUCUUUGGACCUGUGAAGUAUUAUCGACUUAAGGCUCUACAGAUGGAUGAGAUAUCAAACCCUCUCCCGGAGGACAGGAUUUACCAUCUGGUAGAAGAUUAUUAUAGCAGGUGUAUGCAUGUCAGAGAGAUCGUGCGAUUACAUACUAGUAUGCUACACGAGAAGCACGACCUGGAGACUAAGUGUCAACUACAGAAUUAUUACAAAGAUCUGCAGCUAAAAUAUGUAGAGAGACCAACUACUGAGAUGGUUCCUCGGACACGAGAAGAACAAAAUAAAUAUAGCAAUUUGAUUUGGUUGCUGAGCUCUAAUGAUGAGAUUUCUUGGGAUUUUUUCAGCGACCCUGGUGUCCAGUUUGGAAAAUACAUAUUUGAGAAAACUCUGAAGAAUGUGUCACAUAGUUUCUAUCACCUUCAAGAUUCUGUUCCCAAUUUGCUAGAUGCCAGCUGCAGUGGAUACCAUAAAGCGUCUUACCUGCUGGCUGUAAUGUAUGAGAUUGGCCUUGGUGUACCCAUUGAUGCAGCUGAGGCUCUGCUCUACAGCCUGGUUGGUGCACAAGGAGAUGAUAGACUUGCUCUUCUGAAGCUUGGAUAUAAGCAUCUCCAAGGAAUAGACAAUCAUAGUUUGGAUCUAGAUGUGGCCUUCUCGUACUAUAUGAAUGUUGCAAAAAAGACUCCAAAAGAUCAAUUAGCAAGAAACGCAGAGCAAGCAUUUGUAGAAACCAUAAGAUUAAUGGAUGAAGACAUACUAAAAGAACAGACUAGAGAAAAUGAUGACUUAUUUUUAUGGCUUAAACAGAAUGCGGAGAGAGGAGAUGUGCAUGCCCAGCAUAGGCUGGCACAGAUGCUUUUUUGGGGUCAGCAAGGUGUAACCAAGAACACCAGAGCAGCCAUAAAAUGGUAUGAGCGAGGAGCCCUAGAGAAUGAAGAGCCGGUGGUGAUGUAUGACUAUGCCGUCCUGUUAUUUAAGGGUGAUGGUGUUCCAAAGAACAAGAAAAUGGCCUUAAAGUUAAUGAAAAAAUCUGCUGCAAAGGGACAAGUUGAAGCUCUGAAUGGCUUGGGUUGGUAUUACCAUAGUUUCCGGAAAGACUAUGUCAGAGCUGUGAAAUAUUGGCGCAAAGCCUAUUACAAAGGGAACGCAGAUGCAGCAUUUAACCUCGGCGUGAUGCAUCUACAUGGUACCUACCCAGGGGAAGGUAGUGUCAAUGAAACACAAGCCUAUGAAUUCAUGUCAAAAGCUUCUGAGGGCGGCCAUAUUGAAGCUUCUAUCAGCAUAGCACAAUAUUUAAUCACUGGAAUAUUGAGGGGUGUCCAGAGAGAUCCAACCACUGCAAUACUGUUGGCUAAAUUUGUUGCAGAGCAGAAUGGAAACAUUGGACUUGUUAUCCGGAAAGCUGUAAAUGCCUACCUGGAUGGCACCUUAGAUGAGGCUUUUCUCAAUUUUAUUUUGACUGCAGAAGCCGGAGUGGAGAUGUCACAGACAAAUGUGGCAUACCUUUGUGAAGAGCAUUUAGCAUUGUCCACAGCACCCUUAGGGGAUAUUUGUAUUUGGAGAUAUUAUAACUUGUCUGUAAAUCAGCACAAUCCUUCUACUUACGCUUUAUUGAAGAUGGGUGAUCUGUAUUACUACGGGGGCAAAAAUCAUCCCAAAGACCUGAAGCUUUCAAUGAAGCUGUACACGCAGGCAGCGUUACAGGGCGAAUCUCAGGGGUUAUUCAAUCUAGCCCAGCUGGCCCAAGAAGGAAUUUCCAUACCUGAGUAUUUACUGAGACGUCUGAAAAUUGAGAAAUCUCUUAACGACCAUUCCUUGGUGAUAGAGCUGUAUGAAAGAUGUCAAAACCAAAGCAGUGAUGACACCAUUAGUCCUUGCACAUUGGUGCUGCUUUACCUGCAGCUGACUGACUCUUGGCAUUUCAUACUGAAUUCCUCUUUGGUUCGUGUACUGAUGUCUGUCAUUCUUGCUACACUCAUUUUACAGUGCUUGUACACUCUACAAGAUAAUAUUUUGCAGUCCAGAAGAGUACAAAAUGUCCACAGUUCUCCACGACCAGAAGGCAAUCCCAAUGCUACUCCAAGACCCGAGCAAACCGAAGCUUCUGUAGGCAACAGUUUUGCACCACCCCACUCAGACACUAGAAAUAUGGGCCUGAACAGAUGAUACCCAGUGUCCAGAACUGGCCAGAAGGUGAUGACAUCUACCACUGCCACUUAGGCUGGAUUCACACUUCCGUGUUUUGGAUGUAUUAUAUGUCCGCACCACAGCCCAACCAUGGCUCGGUGGACUCUCGGUGGACAAUGUAAAGUGCAGCACUUCUACUUCAUCAUUGCUGUGUGAAUAUGAAGGAAUAUUUUGGAUUCAUUUAGAAGGAAAUUGACAAAGAAAAAU